UCUCUGAACUUUGAAGACUCUUCUGCUCUGCAAGUGUUAACCUAGGCAGAAGGAAAUCGCAGCACAGUUGAUCGAAAAGGUAAAAUAAUCAUCCAAGUAUGGCGGAAGACGAACAUAAAACAAUUACAAGCACAGAAGUGGAUACAAACCGAGGACCUCGCUUUGCAUUCCUUUCAAAUUUUGGUAUAAAAUUCCCUCCACCGAAGCAAGAAUCCAAAACUGUUACAAAAGAGCUGAGAGCAGACGAAGUGGAAAGCGAAGCAAAGAAACCAGAUGUCGUGAGAUUUCCGGAUACUCGGAGAGACAUCCCUCCCUUGAAAUUAGAAGUUGAAGAAUCCGAACAGGGAAUGGACCCUCGAAACAUGUGGCAGGUGUAUGCUCUUGGAGGGUUCUUGAUUCUAAAGUGGAUCUUGGCUAGAUGGAAUGAAAGGAGGCCCAAAGAUGAGUCACCUGAUGGACCAUCAUCUGUUGGAAAUGACUAGUUCUUCAAUUUUAGAUUUCAAGUCAUUACAGAUUUGUUGGUUUAAAUGAGUCUUUACAUAUCACAUAGUUUUUGUUAACAGAAGCAAUGGUGAUGACCUAGUCAUGAAUCUCUUAUG
Telopea speciosissima is the source of this 599-nucleotide messenger RNA. RefSeq lists its product as uncharacterized. The transcript has 2 exons. The coding region runs from base 99 to 482 and encodes 127 amino acids. The record is from RefSeq and is a predicted model, not a curated record. Lineage: Eukaryota; Viridiplantae; Streptophyta; Magnoliopsida; Proteales; Proteaceae.